AAUCCGGCGAGUACGAGUACGAGCCGUGGGCAGAGGAGCGCCGCGAACGAAUCCGACGGCGAGAGGCCAUCCUCAAUGCCGUUCCGAUCACCCCCUCCUCCGCAUCCGCCGCUAAAACAUCUCCAAGCGCAUUGGCCGCCGCAAGAGCCGGCGCUGGCGGUCUGACGGGCGCGAGCGGCGCAGCGGAGGAGCUGAGUUCGCCGUCGAAGACGAAGGAGGGCAAGGAGGGGAAGAGCGCGGAAAGGCGAGACACGUGGGGCGACGAGAGCGGGGUUGCGCGGUCGAUCGCUCGCCCAAUGACGUUCCUGCGUGGCGUGGCGCGGUUCUACUGCACCAUCUUCCUCCUCUUCCUCCUCCUCUCCGCCUGCCAGGUGCGCCCCUCUCCGCCUGCCAGGUGCGCCCCUCCCCGCCUGCCAGGUGCGCCCCUCUCCGCCUGCCAGGUGUAUUUCAUGUGGACGGAGGAGCUGGGGGCGCUGGAGGUGUCGUCCACAGGCCUCUCGUCGCUGCUCAACGUGAGCAAGCCAGCGAAGAUCACGCGGCGAGUCGUGCUCUCCACCAUGGCGAGAGACAUCAUGGACUUGCAAGCCUCCCUCACGGCCAGCAUGGCACAGCUGCGACAGCAGCAGGCAGCCCUGGCCAACCAGACAGCCCAGUCGCUGCAGGCCUUGGAAGCUCGGGUGACAGGUGGCAGCAGGCGACUGGUGGACUUCACACGGGCCAUGGGGGAGAAGCAGGCGGGGGAGGUGCAGAGCGUGCGCGCGCGCGUGGAGGAGAUGGGGCGCGCGCUGGCCAAGCAGGGCGAGAUGCUGGCAGAGCAGAUGGCUGCUGUCACUGCCCUCAAGGCGGACUUGGAGAUGCGCAAGGCGGCAGCCACCCCGCCCACCAACUAUUCCCUGUACUACAUCACGGACGGCCACCCUGACCUCUGCUGUUCCUCCCUUCCUUUCGCUGCAUCCCUCCCAUUGCACCCCCUGUUAUCAUACUGGAACCCCUGUUACCGUACUGCGGAUCUGGAGAUGCGCAAGGCGGCAGCCACCCCCCCCACCAACUACUCGCUAUACUACAUCACAGACGACCACCCUGACCUCUGGCGCCAACGCUCCUUCCGCCGCUACGCCUCCUACGGCUUCGUCAAGUACAGCGCCUACCGCGUGUCCCCAUCACGCAUCGCCAUCCUGGGUCUCGCCUACCGUGUGUCCCCAUCACGCAUAGCCAUCCUGGGUCUGUCAGCGCUGGCGCUGCAUGGAUCCCACCGGCUGUCGCUGUGCGAGUGGCAUGGCGUGGAUGGGUCCGUCAUCCCCGGUGCGCUCGAGAUGAUCUACGUGGGCGAGCACCAUAACUUCCUGGUGAGACUUGUCAACAACAGCACCACCUGCUGCUCAGGUGAUCUCCGUGGCAUGGUAUUUUGUGCGAGUGGCACGGCACGGCGUGGAUGGGAUGGGUCGGUCAUCCUGGGUGCGCUGGAGAUGAUCUACGUGGGCGAGCACCAUAACUUCCUCUAUGAGACAGUGGUGGUCAACUGUCUGUUGGAAUCACCUGUGCAAUCACCUGGGGGCUACCUGAAGGCGCGCAUCAACUCAGAGAUCCUCUACCCCUUCCGGGAAUCCAAGUCUGAGCCCAUCACGCCCUCCACAGCCCCCUUCAAGCACCACUUGCUCUUCUGUGGGCCGCCCAUGUACGGCACCAUGGAGCCACGGGUCCUGCUAGAGUGGCUGGACUACCACCGCGUGUACGCCGCUGCCGACCACUUCAUUCUCUACGAUGCCGGGGCCGUGGGCGUGGCAGUGCGGCGUGCGCUGCAGGGGUACCUGGCGGGGGGCGUGGUGGAGAUCACAGAUUUUCGCGAGUCGCAGCAGUGGGACACGUGGCUGUAUGGGCAGUCACUAGCAAUUCAGGACUGCAUGUACCGAUCGCGCCGAACAGCCCAGUGGGUGUUCAUGCAGGACUUUGACGAGUUCCUGGAGCUGCUCCCGCCCCUCACCAUGCCCUCUCUCCUAGACAAGUACCGCGACCGCCCCUGGAUCACCUACGGCUGCACUGUUUUCAACAUGUCCUUUUGUGUUGAUACCCCCCGCGACUCCUCCACCUCGAAUCUCCGCCGAACUGGGGACCUUCGUGGCGCCGCCACUGGUGGUGGCGGGCGGAGGGUGCAUAUGGAGGGGCUGCUUAUAGAGAGGAUGCAUUUCCGGUGGCCGCACGUGUACUGUAUGGACACACAAAAGUACCGCCCAGAGCACUGCCUAGACCAGGAGGGGCACCGGAAAUACAUCCUCAACCCGCGCAAAGUGCAGGCCGCUCAAAUCCACAUAGUGGUCAAAACAGAGGACGCCGGGGGAGGCACGGGGGCCAGCGGAGGGGAGGCUUCGGGGGAGGGUGUAGGGGAGAGUGUGGGGGAGAGUGUGGGGGAGAGUGUGGGGGAGGGAGUGGAUAUGGAUACAGAUGACAUGCGGCUGGCGCAUUACAGGGGUCUAGCCACUAAGGGGUCGAGGAUGUGUGAGCUUGGGGAGCCCAAGGACUGGUGGAUGCGGUACGACCGGGUUGGGAGGAUUGCUGCGGCCGUGUGGAACUGCCCCCUCGUUGCCAGUAACCGCCAGGUGGGGGAGUCUGCAGCAAGGCUGUAA
Messenger RNA from Closterium sp. Naga37s-1, 2621 nucleotides. NCBI's taxonomy places the organism in Eukaryota, Viridiplantae, Streptophyta, Zygnematophyceae, Desmidiales, Closteriaceae. The record is from the annotation of a GenBank genome assembly.